Manihot esculenta (cassava) is the source of this 915-nucleotide messenger RNA. RefSeq lists its product as uncharacterized. The record is from RefSeq and is a predicted model, not a curated record. Gene Ontology annotation, biological process: shoot system development; root development. NCBI's taxonomy places the organism in Eukaryota, Viridiplantae, Streptophyta, Magnoliopsida, Malpighiales, Euphorbiaceae. The coding region runs from base 1 to 915 and encodes 304 amino acids. The transcript has a single exon.
AUGAAAGAAAUGAAUUCUGUGCACAUUCCUGUCAGGUCCAUUAGCCUGCCUUCAAGGUUACAUCCCAAUUCUCUCAAAAUUGAGACAGAGCUAAACAAGCUUAAAUCUAGGCAAAUUUUAUCAUCUGAUUCUACUACAAAUUCUCUAGGAGCUGAGAGCAUUCAACUGGGCGUAACAAAGCUUGCAGAGUUGUUCAUUUCCAUUGAGGAACUCACUCACUCUCCUCAAACCCAACAAGCUUUUCAUCCUCAGAAUUUAAACGAGGUUGAAGAGGUACUUGAUGGUUCCGUGGGAUUGAUAGAUAUCUGCAGCACUGCAAGAGACAUGUUAAUGGCGAUGCAAGAACACAUCCGAGACCUUCAGUCAGCUUUGCGUAGAAAAGGUAAAGAUUCAUCAAGCAUUGAAAGUGAUGUUCAAACUUAUAUUAGUUUCAGAAAGAGGGCAAAGAAAGACAUUACCAAGUGUCUUGCAACGUUGAAGAAAUUAGAAAACAGUGCCUUAUCUUGUCCUACGUUGAACGAAGAGCAUCAUUUAUCUUAUGUAAUCAAACUGAUAAAAGAAACUCACGCCGUCGCAGUUACCAUCUUUCGAUCUGUCAUGUUAUUCUUAGCUCCACCGGUGACGAAGACGAGCAUUUUUGGCUGGUCAUUGAUAUCGAAACUAACACGGUCAGGGUUGCUUGCUUCUGAUAGAGGUGAGAAGAUUUUCAAUGAGGUGGGAAGAGUUGAUAUAACACUCUGCUCCAUUCAUGGACAAAUAAAGAAAAAUAAUGAUGCCGUGUUUGUUGUGCAGCAAGUGAAAGAGAGAUUGAAGACGCUUGGUGUUAGCAUCCAAGACCUUGAGUGUAAAUUAAAUUGUCUGUUUAGAUGCAUAAUCCAAAAUAGGGUGUCCCUUCUAAAUCUUGCUACCGCCUGA